AUGCCAAAGGACAAGUAUAACAUCCUGGCAAAGACACGGUCAAGCACAGAAGGCUCUCCGGCAAAGGAAGGUGAUCUGACACUGGAACUUGAGGCAUCUCUGGUUCUCUCUGGAACAAAAUACCCAGAGCCAAGGACCCGGAUUGCAUUCAGUUUUAUAUCCACAUCCAAGCCCGGAGUAAUCAGGCUUUUCUUUGUCACGAUAACUCACUCUAGAUCGAACAGGGAGUACUAUGGAUUCGAUGCGUCUGAGAGCUGUGUGGUCAUCUCCCCAGACAGACUAGAGGCUGGAAAGAGGUACGAGGCUUAUGGAAGGCUUGGGAGGAAAGAGCCCAAGACUCUUUAUUGCGUAGACGUCAAGGAGAUAUGCUACAGGAGGCUGUGCUACGAAAUAUUCUAG
Encephalitozoon cuniculi GB-M1 is the source of this 399-nucleotide messenger RNA. RefSeq lists its product as uncharacterized. The transcript has a single exon. Bases 1 to 399 code for a protein of 132 amino acids. The record is from RefSeq and is marked provisional. Lineage: Eukaryota; Fungi; Microsporidia; Unikaryonidae.